Schistocerca cancellata (South American locust) is the source of this 609-nucleotide messenger RNA. RefSeq lists its product as uncharacterized. The record is from RefSeq and is a predicted model, not a curated record. The coding region runs from base 1 to 609 and encodes 202 amino acids. The transcript is spliced from 4 exons. NCBI's taxonomy places the organism in Eukaryota, Metazoa, Arthropoda, Insecta, Orthoptera, Acrididae.
AUGCCUCUUCAUUAUCCCCACCUUGCAACCCAGACCGAGCCGGCCGCGCAUGCGCACGACCGACCACCUCUCUCUGGGGGUGGGGUAGCGGGUUCCGAGCAGCGCUUCCUCUCAGUGCGUCGCUGGACGGCAAGCGGGCUGGACGUGCCGGCGACUGCGGCCUGCUCACAGCCCCCACUGGACGCUCCUUCUCGGCGGAUAAACUGUCGAGUCCCGCGCGUGGCCUUCGAUCCUGGAACGGGAAGGGCGGAAGGCAAGCCGUCUGCAGCCCGCGACGCUUUCAAGGGGACGGCCGCGACCGAGUGCCGUGUUUACCGACGCCCAGCCGGAACAUCGCUGAUCCGGCCGCUUGUCAUCGCCAACUCGGAUGGCCGUACGUGGAGGGCUCCACUAUUAAGAUGCGGCGGCCGCAGUGAUGCGAUGGUGUCCCCGGCGCGCGCCCUCUUGUCCUGGGUUCGCGCCCGGCUGCAGCCCCGCGCCGUGGCCUCCCCACACAGGGCCAGUAGAGAGCGCGCCCAAGAGCCCCCGACAAUAAUGAAUUUCAAUGCGUUUCCCGGCAUAGCAGCUACCGAACCUGUCGGCGGUGAUACAGCUUGCAGGGUCCUCUAA